Molecule: messenger RNA, 966 nt
Organism: Paramecium octaurelia
Lineage: Eukaryota; Ciliophora; Oligohymenophorea; Peniculida; Parameciidae
Source: the annotation of a GenBank genome assembly
AUGGUUUUGAUUCACUAUAAGAAAACAGAGUUAAAUCAAUUCCUUUAUGAAUGUAGUGCCAAUACUCCCACUGAUUAAGUCAUUAAAGACCUUGUGUAGAGUAAUAACAUCUGAAUAUCAUAUUAGUCAAUAACAUGAGGAUUAUUCUAGAUCGUUUAGCAUGUGCUAUGGAAGAUUUGGCCACACAUGGUAAUAUGCUAAUCCUAUAAAUCGAAUAGGACCCUUAAAACCUGAAGACACUAGGGGACUAUCUGAAUAAUCUUUAAUUGAUGCAGCAAUCGAAACCAUGGCGCCUGAAAAAAAACCAUGGGCAGUCACUCCUCAAUAAUUAUUGCCUGGUUAACGAUUGAAUCCUGACAAAACUGCAUAUCGUACUGGGGUUAUUCAAACAGAAGAGUUGGCUAAGAUGGUUAUUGAGAAUUGUACAAAAGUUAAACAAGCAAUUUCUAAAAAUCUAGUAGAUUUAAAAUAAUGUCUUACUACAAAAAUUGUUCAAGACUAAUUAGAUUUGCUAAGAGGUUGCAUGAUGAUCUGUUAUCCUGGAUACCAUGGAUUGCCACCUUGGGAACCAGCCAGAGAAAUAUUAGAAGGCCAAUAUGAUACUCAAGCUACAUUUACAGAAUAGUAUGACUUCUUAGAUGAAAAAAAUACAUCCUUAUGGUGGGCUGGCAAAGAACUAUUGAGAGGCAAGUUAUUAUCCGACUUCAUUAAGAAGAAUGAAAAAACUAAAAUUGUAACUCUAACCACUCAUUAUUUUUUAGAUUGUAAGGUUGCAAAAGACUGGGGCUGGUGCUCCUGUUAGAGAACCUGCAGUCGAUGCUGAGACUCAAAAGAAGAUGAUGGCAUUCUAUUAUAAAAAAUAAUAAGAACAAAAAGUAUCUCUCUUAAUUUCUAUACUCGUAGGAAUUAGAAGCUGAUAAUGAAGAUGUCUAUUUAAAUUCUUCAUGGCUAAUCCUAAAUAAUUGA